Molecule: messenger RNA, 1497 nt
Organism: Stegastes partitus (bicolor damselfish)
Lineage: Eukaryota; Metazoa; Chordata; Actinopteri; Pomacentridae
Product: potassium voltage-gated channel subfamily A member 2
Exons: 1
Coding region: 1-1497 (498 amino acids)
Biological process (GO): potassium ion transmembrane transport; protein homooligomerization; action potential
Cellular component (GO): membrane; juxtaparanode region of axon; dendrite
Molecular function (GO): delayed rectifier potassium channel activity; protein binding
Source: RefSeq, a predicted model, not a curated record
AUGACUGUUGCCACAGGCGACCCCUCUGAUGAGGCGGCUGCACACCCGGGGCACCCGCAGGACUACGACCCAGAGGCCGACCAUGAGUGUUGUGAGAGGGUGGUCAUCAACAUCUCAGGGCUGCGCUUUGAGACACAACUCAAAACCCUCUCCCAGUUCCCAGAGACUCUGCUGGGGGACCCCAAAAAGAGGAUGCGGUACUUUGACCCACUAAGGAAUGAGUACUUUUUCGACAGGAACAGACCCAGCUUUGAUGCCAUAUUGUAUUAUUACCAAUCAGGAGGCCGGCUAAGAAGGCCGGUCAAUGUCACCUUAGAUAUUUUCUCAGAGGAGAUUCGCUUUUAUGAGCUGGGCGAGGAGGCCAUCGAGAUGUUCCGCGAAGACGAGGGUUUCAUCAAGGAGGAGGAGCGCCCUCUUCCCGACAAUGAGUUUCAGAGACAGGUGUGGCUACUGUUUGAGUACCCAGAGAGCUCAGGUCCUGCUAGGAUUAUUGCCAUAAUCUCUGUCAUGGUCAUCCUGAUAUCUAUAGUCAGCUUCUGCCUGGAGACACUCCCUAUUUUCCGCAACGAUGAGGAUGAAAUGCACAAGUCUCACGCUGCAGUCUUUUCGCCUGAGACCAACACCACAAUCAUCAGAUACACAAACACCUACUUCACUGACCCCUUCUUUAUCCUGGAGACUCUUUGCAUUAUAUGGUUCUCCUUUGAGUUUCUAGUGCGCUUCUUCGCCUGCCCAAGCAAAGCAGGCUUUUUUGGUAAUAUAAUGAACAUUAUUGAUAUUGUUGCCAUCAUCCCUUACUUCAUCACUCUCGGCACAGAGCUAGCAGACAGGCCAGAGGAUGGUCAAGCGGGUCAGCAAGCCAUGUCUUUAGCCAUUCUCAGGGUCAUACGCUUAGUGCGAGUCUUCAGAAUUUUCAAGCUCUCCCGUCACUCUAAGGGGCUUCAGAUUUUGGGUCAGACCCUGAAAGCCAGCAUGAGAGAGCUCGGCCUCCUCAUUUUCUUCCUCUUCAUAGGGGUCAUCCUGUUCUCCAGCGCUGUCUACUUUGCUGAGGCAGAUGAGCCUGAGUCACAGUUUGAGAGCAUCCCAGACGCAUUUUGGUGGGCUGUGGUGUCCAUGACAACAGUCGGCUACGGUGAUAUGGUCCCAACUACAAUUGGUGGCAAGAUCGUGGGCUCCCUCUGUGCCAUUGCAGGUGUGCUGACCAUUGCCUUGCCCGUGCCUGUCAUUGUGUCCAACUUUAACUACUUCUAUCACCGUGAGACUGAAGGUGAAGAGCAGGCACAGUAUCUGCAGGUCAACGUGCCCAAAGCCGAUUCAGCCGAGGAGCUGAAGAAGAGCCGGAGUGGCUCCACCAUCAGUAAAUCGGACUACAUGGAGAUCCAGGAGGCUGUGAACAACAGCAACGAGGACUUUCAGGAGGAGAACCUUAAGACAGCCAACUGCACGCUGGCUAACACAAACUAUGUAAACAUCACCAAAAUGCUCACAGACGUGUAG